AAUCUCAACUUAGUUUAUGUUAAUCAAACCCAAACUCUCCUUAAAAACCCAAACCUUUAUUUUUCUCUCUCCUCUAAUCUUGAUCUCUUUCUCUCCGACAUUUUACCUACAAUUUUUUGGUGGGUUUUUCGUUAUAUAAUUUCAUACUCAUAUUAUUAUUACUUCAUUAUCCAAUCAAAUAAUCAAUACCCACUUUCGUAAUUUUUGUUUGAUUUUAGAGGGUGGAAAAUAGAAUAAUUUCCGUAAGAUCCGGUUGUUUUUAAGUACGGAUUAAUUCUUUUUUUUUCUUUUGGACCGAUUUACUAUUGCGAAGUUUUCCUUCGUUUAUCUUUAGCUUCCAUUAUAUCUGGGUUUUAACUUUUAAUCCUUCUUCCUAAGGUUGAGGCUUUAGCUUCAGGUACAAGGUGAUGAUGUCUCUGAAGUUUUGAUGAUGGACUCAACCUUGUGCAUCACCUUUGAAGAAGGCAUCUGCUGUAAACUCUGCAACUUCAGGACCACCAUAGUUUCGAUUACCUAUACAUAAGGGCUUCUUGGACACCAUGGGAGAGUGGGUUAUUGGAGCCUUCAUUAAUCUCUUUGGAAGUAUUGCUAUAAACUUUGGAACUAACCUUCUCAAGUUAGGUCAUACAGAGAGAGAGAGAUUUGUGCUUGAGAAUAAGGAGACUAAUGGGAAGAUUGUCUUAAAGCCCAUCACUCAUUUUCAGACGUGGAGAGUAGGCAUUCUAUUUUUCGCUUUUGGGAACUGUCUGAAUUUUAUCUCAUUUGGAUAUGCUGCUCAGUCACUUCUUGCAGCUCUCGGAUCAGUUCAGUUUGUGUCCAACAUUGCAUUUGCGUAUUUUGUUUUGAGCAAAAAGAUUUCAGUAAAGGUUUUGGUAGCCACAACAUUUAUUGUUCUGGGAAAUGUUUUCCUUGUUGCUUUUGGCAAUCACCAGUCACCUGUUUAUACACCAGAACAGCUGGCAGAGAAGUACAGCAACAUUACGUUCCUGUUGUACUGCUUGACGUUGGUAUUUGUUGUUGCCAUUCAUCACUAUAUCUACAGGAGAGGAGAAAUCCUUGCUACUUCAGGGCAUGAGUUGAAAUCCUAUUGGCAAAUGAUGAUUCCUUUUUCCUAUGCCGUUGUUUCAGGCGCAGUGGGAUCAUGUUCUGUUUUGUUCGCUAAGUCUCUCUCUAAUCUUCUGAGAUUGGCCAUGUCCAGUAAUUAUCACUUACAUACUUGGUUCACAUACUCCAUGCUUCUGUUGUUUCUUAGCACAGCUGGUUUCUGGAUGGCUAGGUUGAAUGAAGGACUGGCGUUCUUUGAUGCAAUUGUCAUAGUUCCCAUGUUUCAGAUUGCGUGGACAUUUUUCUCUAUUUGUACAGGAUUUGUGUACUUUCAGGAAUAUCAGGUCUUCAACACACUACGAACAUCAAUGUUUAUUCUGGGUAUGAUGUCUGUUUUCAUAGGCAUCACUUUGCUUGCCCCAGAUGAGGCAAAAGGUGGUGAAGUCAAAGAUAGUUCCUUGGAUACUCUCACAUCUUCAAGUGUUGCAAAUGAUGGGGAAAGGUUGGUGCUGACAUCAUAUGAGGAUACACAAAGCAAAGAGGUGAAGCCAUUUAUACACAAAAUGUUGACCAAAGCUGCAGAAGUUAUGCUCAAAGCAAAGACUACUUGCUUAUUAGCAUUAGGGAUGGGAGAGAAUACGAUGAAUGCGUCCUCGGUUCUAGUGAUGCCUAUGUUAUCAUCAAAGAUAACAGGAUUUAGAGGAGGAAGUACGGUUGAUCGAGCCAAAUUUUUCCCUAUGAGAAGCACUGGUUGGGAUAAGAUCCCAAUGGACGAGGACAGCGCAAAACUACUGGAGACAAGUUCACUGGUUGCGCAGAAUGUAUGAUAGGAUUAGUUAUAUGGAAGUUUGAAAGAAAUCAAAUGAAGUGAUUUCUUUUCACACCAAUUUCUGGCAUCACAUUUGACACCAGAGUGAUGAUAUAGAUAUAUGUUGCUUCUUUCCAUUUUUCUUGUAGCCUUGAAUCGAAAUGUAUUUUAAUAGUUGUACAUACUCGGUUCUCUGAUCCACGAUAUUCCUUGUAUAAAAUUUCCUAGUAAAUAUGUCAAAGAAAUUGAUAUACAAGUUCUAUUUUUUCAAAGUAAUUGUGAUAUUCAGCUUCCCAGCAAUUUACCACCAA
Molecule: messenger RNA, 2163 nt
Organism: Beta vulgaris subsp. vulgaris (sugar beet)
Lineage: Eukaryota; Viridiplantae; Streptophyta; Magnoliopsida; Caryophyllales; Amaranthaceae
Product: probable magnesium transporter NIPA8
Exons: 14
Coding region: 540-1871 (443 amino acids)
Biological process (GO): magnesium ion transport
Cellular component (GO): membrane
Molecular function (GO): magnesium ion transmembrane transporter activity
Source: RefSeq, a predicted model, not a curated record